AUGUCACAACAUCAGCAACCCAAAAAAUGGAAUGAUGUAUCACUAGAACUUAUAAAAGAUCCAGAUAAUUUCGUACUAUGGCAACAAUUAAUAGAAUCAGCAGAAUAUAACAACAAGCAAGGAAUUUCGAAAUCAACACCACCAAAUAAAUUAGAAAUACUACGUAUAUCAUAUGAAAAAUUCUUGAGGAAAUAUCCAUUUAAUUAUAUAUAUUGGAUAAAAUAUGCUGAAUGGGAAUUUAAAUUAGGUAAUACUAACGUAUCUUUACAAAUAUAUGAAAGAAGUUUUACGUACUUGAAAUAUUGUAUUGAAUCAUGGAUUUCAUUUUUACAAUAUAAAAUUAAUACAAUUAGUGAUAAUGAAAAUGAAAUUUUAGGGUUAUUUGAAAAAGCAAGAAAAUUAAUCGGGUAUCAUUUUUAUUCAUAUGAAUUUUAUAAUUUAUAUCUAUCAUUUUUGGAUAAUUAUGCAAAUGAUGAAAAUCAAUUCAAACAAAAAUAUUUUACAUUAUUGAGAGUUAUCAUUGAAAUACCAUUAUAUCAUUAUGAAUUCUUCUACAAAAAAUACUUCGAAAUUAUAAGUCAAUUAGCAGAGCCAAAAUAUCAAUCAAAUUUGAAAUAUAUAGUUCCUGAAAAAGAUAGAGGAAAAGAUCCAAAAACAUUAGCUGUACAAUUAAGAAAAACAUUCAUUGAUGCAUAUAUUACAACACAAUUUAAAGUUUAUGAAUUAUAUCAAUUUGAAAAAAAAAUAACGAAACAUUUCAAUGAUUUUAAAUUUAUAUCGAGGCAAAAUUUAGAUAAUUGGGACUUAUAUUUUGAUUUUUUACAACUAAAAAACUAUCCUUUUGCAUAUAUCGAAAUGAAUUAUUGGAGAUACAUAUAUAUUACAUUUACAUACCCAAGUUCAUGGAUUAAAUUAGCUGAUUUUUACAUAUAUCAUGAAAAAUAUAAUGUUGCGAAACAAGUAUUAAUACAAGGUUGGAAAUUAUUAGGUAAUUAUAAAAUCCUACUCAAGUUGGUAGAUUUAGAAUUAUUUAUGAAACAAUAUUUAAGAGCAAAAGAUUUAAUUUUGAAUUAUUUGAAAUAUAAUAUAUCUGUUCCUACACCAAUUUAUGAGAAGUUAAUAAACAUCGAAAGAAUCUUAAAUCAUAGUGAUGAUGAUCAUUUAAUAGAAACUUUCAAGACUAUAAUACAAGAAACUCAAAAUGAUUGGUUUUUCAAUGUAUUAACUUAUUACUCAAUCGAUAAUGAUAAAAAAUUGAAAUUGAUAGAAGAACUUAAAGAAUUCAAAGGUCAAACAUACUACGACAAAGCAAUAAAUUUACUAUCACCAGUACAAACGUCCAUCAAAAGACCUGAUUUCAAAGAAAAUUACAAUCAAUUAAUGAGCAUUUAA
Messenger RNA from Lodderomyces jiufengensis, 1392 nucleotides. It is a transcript of the gene PRP42, whose product is annotated as mRNA splicing protein. Gene Ontology annotation, biological process: mRNA 5'-splice site recognition; RNA processing. NCBI's taxonomy places the organism in Eukaryota, Fungi, Ascomycota, Pichiomycetes, Serinales, Debaryomycetaceae. Gene Ontology annotation, cellular component: commitment complex; U1 snRNP; U2-type prespliceosome. Gene Ontology annotation, molecular function: protein binding. The transcript has a single exon. The coding region runs from base 1 to 1392 and encodes 463 amino acids. The record is from RefSeq and is a predicted model, not a curated record.